AUUGAAAGUCUUAAUAACACUUGAUGUCUGCACCAUUAAGACAUUUUCGCUCCAAUCUUGCAUCCCCUCAAAUGCCAACCUGACAUCGUUCACCAUGCGACACCAGAGACUCCUGGCCCUUUGGGCUCUGCUCGUGUCCCGCUAUUCAAGCAUCACCAUCUCAUCCACCAACGAUGCGAAUACCUUGGCAAAUGCUUUAUUCUCAGGUACUCGUCUGGAAAGCCUUGGGAGGAGCCAGGUACACCUGUGGUGGUUGCAGAGGCUGUCAGGCUGCACCUUGCACCCUGCACAUUGGCUGCUGUAAUUUUCGCCUUGGGAUUGAUCUUCUGUCACUUGAUAGAAGUAUCACUAUGACAUCCGACAAAAUAUAUACCCAUGAUUAUCAAUAUCUGUUCCAAUUCGCAUGAUUCUCCUUUGAAUACACUAAAUACACUACCCAAGUGUCAAGGCCUGACCUACGGAAGAACAAUGUGUCGCCAGUGGAGAUAUCGAAUGACCGUGAACU
Fusarium redolens is the source of this 505-nucleotide messenger RNA. RefSeq lists its product as uncharacterized. The transcript is spliced from 2 exons. The record is from RefSeq and is a predicted model, not a curated record. Bases 174 to 407 code for a protein of 77 amino acids. Lineage: Eukaryota; Fungi; Ascomycota; Sordariomycetes; Hypocreales; Nectriaceae.